AUGGAAACAGAAGCUUAUAGAAGGAUUCUGGAUCCAGAGACACAUAUACAACCUGAGACUGAAGUAAAGACAGAAGACUCUCCUGAACAUGAGAAUAUGGACCGCAACGAUGACUGCAGGACAAGAAAACAUCAGCUUGAGUCAACACUACUAGAAAAUAAGGAUGUUUCCCAGAAUCCAGCAUCCUUUCACUAUGACUGUAAACAAGAUCUCGACAUUGAGCCUGAAGAAACCAUUCACAGCACUCAUCUUUUAAAAAUCCACACAGAAGAGAUAAUCUUAAGUGGUUUAGGAUUUAAGAACCAAUUUGAACAAAGACAAGUCCCGGGCAAAGACAUUAUGGCUCAACAAGGGGAAAAGCAAGAGGACCCAGAGACUCCAGUCAUCAAAGACGAGCAGGAGGAAAUCUGUAUCAGUCAGGCUGAUACCAUCAACCCCCAAUCAACUCCUGUCCCUGUGAAAAGUGAAGAUGACGAAGAAAAACCUCAGACCUCACAGCCUCAUCAGGGACCAACUGAACAGAUGAAAACAGGAGCUGAUGGAGAAGACUGUGCAGCCAGGAACUCAGAUCUGGAGAGAGAUUUACAACCAGAGAGUGAGGACUCCUCUGAACCUGACACUGAAGACAGCGAUGAUUGGAGGGAGAAUACAGAACAUCAUUCAGGUUUAAAAUCUGUAAGAAAAAAUAAGAGACAAAAUAAUGGCAAGGAAUCACACAGUUGUUCUGCGUGUAGUGAAUCAUUUGAAAGUAAAGCUGAAUUGACAACACACACAAGAAUUCAUGCCAAAGAGAAAAACUUAACUUGCUCUGUCUGUGGUAAAAUAUUUAACCACAAAGGGAAUCUGACCACACACAUGUUGAUACAUACUGGAGAUAAACCUUUCAGCUGUUCCUUUUGCAAUAAAAGAUUCAACCAAAAAGGGCAUCUGAGCACACACAUGUUACUUCACACAGGAGAUAAACCCUUUAGCUGCCCUGUGUGCGAUAAAAGAUUUAACCAAAGAGGGCAUCUGAGCUCACACGUCUUGGUUCACACAGAAGACAGACCCUUCAGCUGCUCUGACUGUGGGAAAAGAUUUAAACGUUGGUUUAACCUGAAACUGCACAUUGAACAACACAAAGAGCAGGCUUCGGAGCUCCCUAGUGACCGAACUGAGGCAAAAAGAGAUGCAGAAUCAGGAUCUGAGGAAGAAGACUGUGGAGGACAAAACCUGGCAACAUUUGAACAGAAACUCCUCAGUUGCUCUAUUUGCAGUAAAAGAUUCAAAAAGAGGGGGCAUCUGACCACACACAUGUACAUUCAUACAGGAGAGAAACCCUUCAGCUGCUCUGUGUGCAGCAAAAGCUUUAGACAAAAAGGGCACCUCACCAUACACAUGCUCCUCCAUACAGGAGAGAAACCCUUCAGUUGCUCUUUUUGCAGUAAAACAUUCAACACAGAUGGGAGUCUUAAGAGGCACAUGAUGGGCCACACUGGAGAGAAACCCUUGUGCUGCUCUCAAUGCGGUGAAAGAUUUUCUUGGUCUUAUCAGUUAAAAAAACACGAGUGUGUUGAAACUCAGGCCUAA
Molecule: messenger RNA, 1569 nt
Organism: Xyrichtys novacula (pearly razorfish)
Lineage: Eukaryota; Metazoa; Chordata; Actinopteri; Labriformes; Labridae
Source: the annotation of a GenBank genome assembly